Messenger RNA from Ahaetulla prasina, 2506 nucleotides. It is a transcript of the gene LRRC31, whose product is annotated as leucine rich repeat containing 31. The transcript is spliced from 10 exons. The record is from RefSeq and is a predicted model, not a curated record. Lineage: Eukaryota; Metazoa; Chordata; Lepidosauria; Squamata; Colubridae. The coding region runs from base 334 to 1797 and encodes 487 amino acids. Gene Ontology annotation, molecular function: protein binding.
AAGGAAGGUUGGUUGGUUGGAUAGAGUGGAGUAUUUAAUGAAAUAUCUAAGCAAAAAUAUUUACUAAACCUUUGGCAAAAUUUGCAGGAACAGAAGACAACCAAAACCAAUUGAGAAAAAAUCUGCUUGGAGCAGCAUCUCUAAGUUUUUGAAGUCUGCCACAGAUUUUUAGAAUAGCAGUAGUUUGGCAUCAUUCUCCCAAAUUUUCCAUUUUUCUCAGGGAAGUUAUGUUAACAGCUGUCGGAGAAGAACUAAACAAAGUGAAGCAGUUAAAAUGAUCAAGAACCCAUUGCCAAGGCUAAUUUGAUUCAUAAGUCAGAAAACAAUUUUACAAUGGAUGACAAAGCAGAAACAAUGUCGUAUCAUUGGCGAGUUCAGCAAUUCUGGAAAAAAAUUGGCAGAUUGCCCUCUGACAAGAAUUUGGAUUUAAACAAUUGUACGUUGAAUGCAGUGGAUAUAAUGGAGCUGACUACUGUAAUAUCAUUGCUGCCGGAUUUGGAAGAGAUUGAUCUUUCCUGGAAUGACUUCAUAGGAGGAGCACUAGAACCUCUGGCCCUUCAGUUCAAACAUCUGCAAGAGCUGAAAAUCCUCCAGCUGAACAGCUGCAGGCUCGCAACCAAGGACGUGGUGUGUUUAGGAGAAGCACUAGAAGGAAUUUCUCACCUUGAAAUACUAGAUUUAUCAUGGAAUCCUGGCAUUGGGGGAAGCCUUUCCCUUCUAACCUCCAAAAUCCUCAAAGGCUCUAAACUCCAUACAUUAAAAAUAACAGAUUGCUGUCUUACUCAGCAAGAUGGCAAAUCACUAGCUGAGCUUCUAAGUAGGAUCCCCAGCCUCAAAAUUCUGGACUUGUCAAUCAACGUAAAGUUGGGAUGUAGCCUUAAAAAUAUUGCUCAGGAAUUACGGUUUGUCUCAAGGUUGCAAGUAUUAAAUCUGAAUGCAUGUGGAUUAGAACAAGAUGGCUUCCAUUCCUUAGAUGCUGCUUUCCAAUAUUUAUCGGAACUGAGAAUAUUAGAUGUAUCAUGCAAUAAAUUGAUUGGAGGAGUUUUCCAGUCUUUGGCUGGUCAUUUGGCCAGUUUAAGUAACCUUGAAAUCCUGAAUCUUCACCAGUGUUGUAUUACAGAAGAGGACAUGUUGGUUUUAUCCCAGAUAAUACCUCUUUUGUCAAAUCUUCGGGAACUGAAUUUAUCCUCAAAUACAAAUGUAGGGAUAUCCACCUAUCAUCUUCUUAGCAGACUCCGAUUUUUACCAAAACUGACAUCUGUGCUCCUCAGCAAUUGUGCCUUGCAACAUGAUUCAUUUCUGUCUCUAGCUGAUGCUGUCUCUCAUCUUCCUGAACUGAAGUUACUAGACCUUUCUUGGAAUAAAUGUGUUGGUGGGAACUUGAAGCUGAUUCUGAAAGCUUUAAACCCUGAUUCCAAGAUCCAAAUGUUAAGGGUGAGCAGCUGCAGUUUGGUGGAUAAAGAUAUGAUUGAUUUGGCUUUGAUCAUCCCUGAUGGGCAUCUGGCUCAGCUAAAGAACCUGGACCUCAGCUAUAAUAACAGUAUUUCAGACCAAGGAUGGGAGACCUUCUGCAUAAGCCUAUCUGCUCUCGGGCAACUUUCUGAAUUGGAUAUUAGCUGUCGUCCUUCAUCCCGGCGUGGCUGUGGGGAAUGGCUUGGGAAGCUGUUGGAUGCCCUAUCUCAGAUACUUCUGUUCACAGACCUAGAACUAAAUGGUUGGCUUCUUUCUGCAGCUCAGCAAAAGCUACUUGAAGAUUCCAGGUUGAAUAAGAAACGAAAUGCCCAUUGCAACCUGUGAUACGGAGCCUAAAAUUUUGGAGUAGUCUACAAAUGAUGCUGGACAUGGUAUAUCUGUAUACUGCACUAGUCAAAAAGAGGGCUGUGAAAAUAUUUACACACUCCUCACAUCCUGGGCAUAAACUGUUUCAACUCCUACCCUCCAAACAAUGCUAUAGAACACUGCACACCAGAACAACGAGACACAAGGACAGUUUCUUCCCUGAACACCAUCACUCUGCUAAACAAAUAAUUCCCUCAACACUGUCAAACUAUUCACUAAGGCUGCAUUACUAUUAAUCUUCUCAUCAUUCCCAUCACCCAUCUUCUUCCACUUAUGACUGUAUGACUGUAACUUUGUUGCUUGUAUACUUAUGAUUUAUAUUGAUAUUGUUUCCUGAUUGCUUAUUUGUAGCCUAUGACUAUCACUAAGUGUUAAAUUUGUACCCUAUGACUAUCGUUAAGUGUUGUAAGUGUUGUACCUUGAUGAAGGUAUAUUUUCUUUUACGUACACUGAGAGCGUAUGCAUGCCAAGACAAAUUACUUAUGUGUCCAAUCACACUUGGUCAAUAAAAAAUUCUAUCUAUUUAUCUAUACUGAGGUCCUCCUUACUAAAAGUGGGUUUGUUCAUUGAUUCAGACAUAAAAUAUUACAGAGAAUGCAACUCUUCUAUUUUUUUCCGCAAAUCACUCAAUAUCCUGUCCCUUUAUUUAAAUCCAUGUUUCCUUUAU